UAGGUUGUGUCAAAACUAUUUUAAAAACCAUGAAAUGAGACAUUGUUUCUAAAAAAAAACUUAUGUUUCUUUUUUAACCAUUUUGGCAAUCAAAAUUCGCUAUCUAAAUUCGAAGUUCCUUAACACUAAACUUCAAGAGCGUGACCAUGACCAAUCGACUGGCCUUGCACCACAUCCUGACCACCCAGCUGCGGAAGGACUGGGAGCAGGAGGACUUUUCCAAGUCCCGGCUGUCGCAGGUGGCCAGGAGGGACAGGAUCAAGGCCUCGCUGAGAUCGACCCAGAUGCCGGCACGCCACCUGAUGCCCGACACCCGGAAGACCUACGACAAUAUGGUGGCCAACAUUCACUCGACCAUGAAGUCGGUUCGAUCACCUCGAAGACCUCGGCCAACGGUGCCGUUGCCCGUAGCGGGGACUCCGACUCCAACUCCAGGAGUGGCCCCACCAUUGCCAUCGAAGGUAGCGUUCAAGCGCCCCAAACGCAACAAGUCGGGACGCAUCAAGGGCGGUGGCAACUCCUCGAAGGCGAGCAGUGCCCAUGGGAUGGCCACCAAAACCAAUGAAAAGGCACUGCCGGCUAUCAAGGCCCUUGUGAACCACCAGGUCGCCAGGAGGGGCUCGAAGGGUUUCGACCGGCACCACCGCAUUCGCGAGGUCAUGCAACAGAAGACCGUGCUGGAGACCAUGCUGCUGCAGCACAAGAAGCUGCAGAAGGAUCGGCGGACCAUAGCCCUGGAUAUCCAGCGGAUGCGCGCUGACCUGGACAGGAUUCGCAACAAGUUGGACACUUCCCUGCAGAGCCUGAACUCCACGCGCACCCUCUUCAGUGCCAACCAGAAGACCAUGCAACAGAAGGCCAAUCCCCAGAGCACGGUUGUCCAGCAGAAGGCGCCCCACAGCGCGGUGAUCCCGGUGCGCCGCCGCUCCAGUGGAAAACGAAAGGUCAGGACCAACGCUGUUCCGAUGAACCGGCAGAGCACGCUGGCCAACAAGGCACCCAUCCUCAAGCGUCGGGUGCGUUAGGCGCCAAGUGAAAAGGAGCAACAUAUACAUAUAUUAAAUAUCACUUAAAUUAUUAAAGAAAAUAUAGCAAACAUUUCCACCUUCA
Molecule: messenger RNA, 1110 nt
Organism: Drosophila biarmipes
Lineage: Eukaryota; Metazoa; Arthropoda; Insecta; Diptera; Drosophilidae
Exons: 2
Coding region: 147-1025 (292 amino acids)
Source: RefSeq, a predicted model, not a curated record